ACCAGUAGCAGUCACAACGUCGCGCGACUCGCACGUAAAGCACAUGCGCCCGCGCACCUCUCUUUAGUGAAAGUCUCGCGCAGGUUUCGCUACGAAACGUACUUCGAUAUCUUCAUCUAGUUAUUCUAUUUGUACGUUGCGCCAGUGCAGCGGCGAAAGGAGGUCGGUGCUUGGCCGUAACCUACGAAGCUGCAGAACUAUACAAAUACUCAAAGAGUAUUUCUAGUGUUCUUAAGUUUUCGACCAUGCAAUUCGAAGAUGGUGGAACCGUGAUUGUUAUGUUGAUGCCAUAACUAUACAGUUAUACAAUAGUGUAAAAAAGUGAAGUGAAACUGUAACGAUGAGCAGCGGUGAGCCUACGUUGACCGAGUCGCCGGUCCCGCUGGCCCUGGCGCGGCUCCAGGGUCGGCCGGGGAGGCUGCCCAGGGGACUCCGCGCGCAUCGCCCCAGUCUGCCGCUCGCAAGUCUUCAAGAGGCUAUAGAUGAGACCCCCCGACGUUUCAGUGAAGAAGCCUUCCCCGACACUGAUGACGAAGAGACCUUUACUGAAAUUGAAGCAAAAGAACCGUCCCAUUCCACACCCAAUGGAAGAAGGGCUUCUGAUGCUACAUUUGCAGAACGAUACAGAAAGCUGAACGAAUUUGACGGCCCGCCGCCGGACAUGCCCCGCCGAGCGUCCCUUGCGGUGCCAGUGGGUGGCGAAGGAUAUGGGCCCGCUGACAAAGGGCGCCGACGUUCAUGGGCCGCACGUUUACAGCUUGAGCGCAAAAAGCGACGAAAAUCGGGAGGCAAUGAUACUGAUGGGGAAGAAAGUGACACGCCGACUUAUGUUCGCCAAAAACGACCCUCCUGGUGGAAUGUCUUUGUUCCGGACAAUAUGCUCAAAAACAGGUCUAGGCGCGCCUCGCAGCAGCUGUCGAGAAGCGCGGAGAGCAUAGACCAGUCCUACAAGAGGUCUAAAAGUCGGUCGGUGGACCAUGGGUUCGGCGCGCCGUUCGAUCUGGAGGCUCUCCGCUCCAAGGUCGAGGGCAGGUUCGAUGCCGUGCACAGAGACGAGGACGAACACGUGAAAAGAUUGCCCCCACCGCCUCCAAUCAAAACUAUGACGUAUACGGUGCGUGACCGUGACACCCUGACUUCCCUGGCGGCACGAUUUGACACCACGCCCUCUGAACUGACCAAGCUGAACAGGCUCGCCACGCAGUUCAUAUUCCCCGGACAAACCCUCCUCGUACCUGACAAGAGAAAAGAUGGCGACAAGGACUCGGACGGGCCCUCCGAGAGCGGCGACAAUACUUCUGAAUCCACCGCGGGCGCCCCCAGUGAGCCGGCGCAGGAAAAAGAGAUAUUGGACAGCCUGCGGCCCGUGUCCCCUGAACAGCCCAGCAGCAGCAGCGCCCCGCAGAGGUUCCUGAAAAUUAACGUGCGGCACAUCACUGACGGACAGGGCGUCGUGUCGGGGGUGCUGCUAGUGACCCCCAACGCGGUGAUGUUCGACCCCAACGUGUCGGACACGCUUGUGAUGGAGCACGGGCCGGAGUCGUACGGGGUCAUCGCGCCCAUGGAGUACGUCGUCAACGCGGCCAUCUUCUACGACAUCGCGCACAUGCGCACGCACGGACCAGACAACCAUAAUGCGCACAAAGCUGAGCAAGCGGAGAUUUACUACAUGAAUAAAUCUGAACAUUCUCCUGGAAAGGACUCCCUUCUAGUCAAAGACGAAACGUUCCCGGAGCUGCAGGCGGCGACGGGCGGCGGCGGCGUGGGGGAGGCGGACGGGGAGGGGGAGGGGGCGGGGGAGGGGGAGGGGGCGGACGACGACCGCGGCGGCGCUGCCUUCCCCAAGGCCUUCGACCGGGAGCUCGUCACACCCACGGCUUUGCAGCAACAAACUACAGAGGACCGUCGGAAAUCCUUGCUGGACCAGCACUGGGCCAUCCCUAGCAAGGACAGGAUGUCGAUCGAUCAAGGCAGUGAGGUGUCAUCAAGCGCGGAGCCCAAGGACGAAGGGGAGUCGGGUCGAUCGCGCUGCGACAGCGCGGCAGAAUCCGCGGGCGAGGUCGCGGGUGAAGGCGCGGGCGAGGGCGCGGACGCGGAGGCGGACGAGGCGCAGCACCUCGUCAAGCUGUCCUACCACGACUCCGGCAUCGACAUUCGCGACCCGCUGCUGCACGUCAACACGGUCAAUACUAAGAAGGCGCACCACCCUUUACUAGAUCACGACUAUUAUCAUGAAAUAGACACCAUAUAUGAAGACUUGGAGGCAGACGUCUCCAUGUAUGACCGCUGGGAAUGUGACGUCACGUACGCAGCCAAGUUCUUAAAGAACUUCGACAUACACAUGGAUCAUGAUCAUUCAUCGGUCGAAAGGAUGUCAUUCUCAUCCCACGAUGAGGUGUACAGCGACGCAGAUAUUGUGCUGUCAGCGGACUGGGUGCCGCCAGUGUGCUUGGCCCGUGGAGAGCCGCCAUUAUCAGCGCCGCCUCUGGGUGAAACAGAGCGCCCGAGAAAACCAGCAGCUGUCUCGUUCUCGCUCGACGGCAAUACGCACAAGGAUGAUGCGGCUAAGCCCGACAAGAAGAAUAAGAUGUUCAAGAGGCUAUCCUACCCUCUAUCAUGGGUGGAAGGAUUGACCGGUGAGGGUGCCCCUGGCGGCACGCACAGCUCCCAAUCUGAUUCGUUACCCACUUCAGCCGACAGCCACAACUCCACCAGUGUUUUCUCCAAGGUUUUCAAUAGUUCGCCAAUGAAUUUAGUUGAAUUCGGCACCGGUUUGUUCCUGAGUAAAACCCCGUCGGAGGAGGCGCCGCACGACGCCAGCGGGCGAAGUUCGCUGGGUGGGUUUGGCCGUUCGCAAAGCAAGUCUGCGUCUAGUGCGCCCACGCAACCACGCCUCGACUAUCGUAGCAUGGUGUCAGUGGACGACAUGCCUGAUCUCUUCGCUUCUUUCGAUAAGUUGAUUCCUCGGCCGGCCCGGCCCAGUGACGACCCCCCGCUGUACCUGCGCCUGCGCAUGGGCAAGCCGGCCGGUCGCCCCCUCCCCCGCUCCACGCCGCUCAUGUCCUACGGCCGCAAGCGCAUGAAGCCCGAGUACUGGUUCGGUGUGCCUCGCAACAGGGUGGACGACCUCUUCAAGUUCCUCACACACUGGGUUCCGGACAGAUACGGUCCCCUGGGAGACGUCACCGCACAAGGCUACGAGCUCAUUGACAGCGAUACUGAAUGGGAUGACGAUGAGGCCAAACCUGGACAGAAAGGCGACAGGACCGGCAGCACAGGCGAUGUGUCAGACAUCACAAGAGAAUCAUGGGAGCUGCUGAAGGCGCCGUACGUGAAAAUAUACUCGAUCAUGAAGAGCCAGGCGGAGGCACUCGGCGACUCGUUGGGCGAGGAGCCGCGGCCAGAGGUGCUGUCGAUGAGCGAUGAACUGCGUCGCGCGCUGUACUCGUCGGGCGCCUCCGUCGACAUGGAGUUCUCGCCGCCCGAACUUAUCGGCACCUCGGAGAUAUUCACAAUGGAACACAGAGAGAAACUGUGCUCAGUGCUGCCUGCGCGCGCGCAGGGCUACAUGUGGUCACUCGCGUUCAGCACCAGCCAGCACGGGUUCUCACUCUCCUCUAUGUACCGCAAGAUGCAGAGGGUUGACACCCCUGUGUUGCUGGUCAUCCAGGAUACAGACAACAAUGUGUUUGGAGCACUGACCUCCUGCGCGUUGCGCCCUUCGGAACACUUCUACGGCACGGGCGAGUCUCUGCUGUUCUCGUUCCAGAGGGUGGAGGAGCGCCGCCCCUCCCAGCCCCCGCUCCCGCCCCCGUCCGAGGACAAACCCAAGGAUGACGAAGAUGAGCACAAGGACGAGAAAGGAGAUCAACCACCAGCAGUGAAGACAAAGUUCAAGUAUUGGGGCUGGACCGGAGACAACAUGUAUUUCAUCAGAGGCAGCGCCGACAACAUCUCUAUCGGAGCUGGCGACGGCAAAUUCGGUCUGUGGCUGGACGGGGACCUGUACCUGGGCCGCACGCAGCGCUGCACGACAUACGGCAACGAGCCGCUCACCACGCGCGAGGACUUCAUCGUCAAGAUCAUGGAGUGCUGGACCUUCAUCUGAGCGGGCCGCCCCACCGCCCUACAUUCAAAUCAAACAAGCUUUAGAUUAUCUUAUGAAAUUUGCUACGAAGAUUUGACACUUUUACAAGUCAGUCUUUUAGACUUUACCCGAUGAGUCUGAAAACGAUUUUGUACUCGCAUCGACUCGUCGUCUCGCGCCCGCGGCGUCCCGCACUCUAGUCAAAUGUACUGAAACCUGACCAAGCGGCAGCGGCAGCGGCUGCGGCCCGGGCGGGGCGGAGCCGCCACAGAGAAGUGCAUUAUCCUAGUCAAUUGUCAUUCGUAUGUAAGUCGAAGUGAUCGAGCUGACGGACGGCGGAGCGCCCGGUCGUUACGUGUCAAUUCAAACAAUUUAUAACGUGCAUUGUUGUUAAGGAUUAAAGACGUAUUUGUAACGAUAAAAUCAUUGUAUAAUGUUGUCGAAGUUUAUUAUUAACGAAACUAUCAUUAUGUGUUUUUACUAUUUAGCCGCCAUCUUUAAGUGAUCCCCAGUGUGAAGAUACUAUGAUGAUGACUUCUUGAACGCUCCUUCAGUCUUCAGACCCCAUCACAACCAAGAAAAAAUCUUGCCAAAGCGAAGGCUUUGACUGACAUAUCGUUAUCAAAUUUAAUAAUUCGAGAGAAAACACUGGGCAGUAUGAUUUAUUUAUGUUCUAUGUUGUGUAUGUAUCGAAUAUUGAGUCAUAAUAUUAAGUUAGUGAGCAUAAUGUUACACUUCACUGUGAUUUGAUAAAAUAUGUUUGCAUUUUGUGUUAUAAUAUUGAAGCUUAAUCACUAUGGUUUUAGUUAAAACUUCAUUCGGUGUUCUCACUAUGUAUCCUGUAGCAGUAGUGGGUGCACUGCGUGAAUGUUAAACGAAAAAGUAAUUUGAAAACUAUAAGCAUGUAAAGUUAUUUUUGUGAUAAAUGCUUCAAAUCAGUAAUUACAGAGAUGAGUAGCCGAUAUAUAUAAUAUUAAAUAGUAAAAAUAUUUUAAAUAGUUAUCUUAGAGAGCUUGAUAAAUGUAAUUGUCAUUGUGCUUAGUAAUUUGUGUCACUUAGUGUGAUGUUACUCAGUAUCUGGUCGUAAAACAUUAUUUAUUUGUCGGAUAUAAGCGCAGCCGGUGUCGGUACUCACAUUGUUUCAUGUAUAUACGAUGUAUUCCUGUUCGAGAUUAGUGGAGAUAUAUAUUUUUGUGAGAGGCCAUGUGACACUGCAUGUUAUGGUGGUAGAAUACCAAGCAUCGAAAAAAUAAAAGUAGAAGUUUGAUUCAACCUGAUGGACUAAGUAUUAUGAGCUGACAUUGCGCAAGAAUAUUCCAAAUAUUUUGACAUUGUUAUUGUUUGUGUGCAUCAUGAAUGAAAUAGAUAACAAAACCUAGGUUUUAAAAUUAUAUCGGCAUAAUUAUUGUUACAAAUUUAUAAUCAUUAGACUUGUUGAGUAGCAGUGAGAAAUUUAAUAUUUAUUUAUUCUUAUAUGAUUUCAAACUUACGAUUGCUGUAGCUGCAUUACUUUAUUGGUGAUUUAUUAUGUAAUUUAUAAGUUGUUAAAAUGUAAAUCAAGCCAUAAUAAUUGAGAAUAUAUUCUUUUGAGAAAGAA
Messenger RNA from Plodia interpunctella (Indianmeal moth), 5684 nucleotides. It is a transcript of the gene mtd, whose product is annotated as mustard. The record is from RefSeq and is a predicted model, not a curated record. Lineage: Eukaryota; Metazoa; Arthropoda; Insecta; Lepidoptera; Pyralidae. Gene Ontology annotation, cellular component: nucleus. Bases 341 to 4108 code for a protein of 1255 amino acids. The transcript has 27 exons. Gene Ontology annotation, biological process: response to oxidative stress.